Messenger RNA from Amphibalanus amphitrite, 3457 nucleotides. Its product is annotated as sorting nexin-2-like. Gene Ontology annotation, cellular component: endosome; endosome membrane. NCBI's taxonomy places the organism in Eukaryota, Metazoa, Arthropoda, Thecostraca, Balanomorpha, Balanidae. The record is from RefSeq and is a predicted model, not a curated record. Bases 105 to 1703 code for a protein of 532 amino acids. The transcript is spliced from 12 exons. Gene Ontology annotation, biological process: early endosome to Golgi transport. Gene Ontology annotation, molecular function: phosphatidylinositol binding.
UUAAAGUUAUUCACUUAUCGUUUUGUAAUGGUCUCGCCGGAUAAGAACGAAGGAAUAUCAAUAUCAAAAUACACGUUUGAUAGCUAUCUGGGCCCAAGGAAGACAUGUCUCAUGACCAGGAUCAGCCUGAUGUGGUGGAUCAUACCCUGAAGGUGGAUGAUGAUGAUCUGUUUGCUUCUGCUGUUCAGUCGCCGCUGACGGAGAGCGCCGCCUCUCCGCCGCCGUCGGGCGCGGCGCCCGGCAGUGGCCCGCUGUCAGCGGACCUGGCCGACGCCACGGCCGAGGUCAGCCUCGAGGACGACGAGGAGACGCCGUCGCCGGCCGAGGCGGCGCGCCUCUCGCUGGACGACGCCAGCGAGCUGACAGAGCCGGCAGAGCCGGCGCCGGAGCCGGCCGACCGGCAGACGGAGCCGGCGAGGGAGAAUGGCGCCGCCAGCUCGGAGACGGCGCAGAUCCAGUCCACAGUGCAGGAGGACGCGAACGGCGAGGAGGACGAUGAAGAAACUGACCAGUUCAUCGAGGUCAGCGUCGUGGAGCCCGUCAAAAUCGGCGACGGCAUGUCCUCCUACAUGGCCUACAAGGUCAUCACCAAGACCAACGUCUCCUACUUCAAACGGCAGCGGUUCUCUGUGAUGCGUCGCUUCAGUGACUUCCUGGGCCUUCACGACAAACUGGUCGAGAAGCACAUCCGCUCGGGCCGCAUCGUGCCGCCGGCGCCGGAGAAAAGCGUUAUCGGCACCACCAAGAUCAAGAUCGGCGGCGGCAGCGGGGGCGGGGGCGGCCACGCGAGUCACGGCGGCGGCCCGGAGACGGGCGGCGGUCAGAGCGAGUUUAUCGAGCGGCGCCGCGCCGCCCUGGAGCGCUACCUGAACAGGACGGCCGCCCACCCGACCCUGCGCGCCGACCCCGACUUCAGGGAGUUCCUCGAGCUGGACGAGGAGCUGCCACGCGCCACUCAGACGUCGGCCCUCAGCUCAGCCGGCGUGCUCCGACUCUUCAACAGGGUCGGCGAAACUGUCAGCAAGAUCGCCUUCAAGAUGGACGAGUCGGACGUGUGGUUUGAGGAGCGCGUCCAGCAGAUGGAGUCGCUGGACGGCCAGCUGAGGAAGCUGCACGGCUCGGUCGAGUCCCUGGUGCUCUACAGACGAGAGCUGGCCACCAGCACCGCCCAGCUGGCCCGCGCGGCCGCCAUGCUCAGUAACGUGGAGGAACACACGGCCCUCUCUCGGGCACUCAGUCAGCUCGCCGAGCUGCAGGAGCGUGUCGAGCGCCUGCACUCGCAGCAGGCCGACAAUGACUUCUACAUGCUGGCCGAGAUGCUGAAGGACUACGUCAUGCUCCUCGGGGCCGUCAAGGACGUGUUUCAUGAGCGGGAGAAGCUCUACCAGACGUGGCAGCACGCGCAGCAGACGCUCACCAAAAAGCGAGAGGCCAAGGCGCGCCUGGAGCUGCAGGGACGCUCCGACAAACUGCAGCAGCUGGGGGACGAGGUCACCGAGUGGGAAUCAAAGGUUGAGAGGAGCCAGGAAGAGUUUGAACGUAUUUCGAGGUCGAUUAAGAAGGAGAUGGAAAUGUUCGACUGCAACCGGGUAAAGGACUUCAAAGACUGCAUCGUCAAGUAUCUGGAGACUUUGAUGGCCAACCAACAAAAGCUGGUGAAACUCUGGGAGACCUUCCUGCCAGAGGCCAAGGCCAUCGCGUGAACGCCCGGUGGCGCUGCGACCUCCAUCAACUCUGGUCAUUCCUCUGGGGUCGGUCAGCUCGGGUCGGUCGGAUGAGGGGCGGACUGCGCGGCCGGCCGGUCCCUGUCCGCGCCGGACCCUCACUGCGCCGCUGAGCGCAGGGCGGCCGCACGCUGCGUCCCUCUGACUGUAUAUACAGGGGACGCCACUGACGGCGGCACAGAGCGCCCGCUGCCGCCAGACACACGCCGCGAGUCGCGCCUUGCCCCGCCGCAGCGACGAAUGUAUGUUUAUGAAUGUUAACCAGUUGUCAGGUGUUGGAACGACUAUGCCCUACGAGCACAUCUAUUUGCGCGCGCGCGUGUGUGUAUAGGUUCUUUUUGCUUUUGUACGGCUUUUCAGUUUGACUUGUCCUAGCCCUCGCCCGCACAUGGGGGGGGGGGGGGUGGUUGCCACCCCCCCCCCCAGGUAGUCUUUCUGCUCUGCACUCAACAUUUUUAGAGCUAGAAGGCUGAUUUUUCGUAUAGCUGCUCCUCUGUCCUUUCUUGAUGUCCACUUAAAAUUUCAAGUUUCUGUGGUUUUUGGUUUCGGAGAUAUGACCUUGUUUUUCAGGUCAUGUCAUGGCCCAAAUGGCCAAUUCUCAACAUCUUGCGUUGGCUAUGGGCCUUGUGAGCUUUUGACACCUUGAUUUCGGCCUUUUUUGCCAGUCUUACCUCCCACCUAUCAUGGAACAUGUUGUUCGACGAUGUACAGAUGUCAAGGUCAAGGUCAAGGUCAACCUAGGUCAUCUAAGAUAAUUGCGUUUUAGGCUAGCGGAAUUUACUUUUUGUGAAUUUUUUUGACUGCAUUUUUGGUAAAAGCUUCUCAGAUCAUGAUUUCAUGUAAUAUGGACACACAAACAAUCGGUGUACACAUCAGUAUACGCACAGACACACACAGACAUACAAACACAUAUAAUUGACCUUGACCUAACUUGACCUGAAAUGACCUCAGCAGCAAAAACCUGGUCGGGUAGUGUGACAAAGAGGUUCUAGCUGGCUUGGCACCAGAAAACGGCAUCGUCAUCGGUAUAUGACAAGCAGCGCACUUGAUAUCCAACGGUGACCCAAAACAGAACAUUUUUUAGUUUGACCUGACCUGGAAGGUCAAUGAGUGACCUGAGAAGGUAAAACUGGGUAUCAUUGGAUUCGUCUCUUCCCAAAGAAUCUUUUUGGUCUUUACCGCUAAGCUCUAUCUCCAACAGGAACGAAAUGGCGCGGGGGGGUGGCAACCACCCCCCCCCCCCCCAUGUGCGUUCUAGGAUGGAAAUGGCAUGUGCGGGCGAGGGCUAGUGGAUGGCUUCAAGUCUAUCACCUGCCAACGUCUAAUGCCUAUGGGAGGACCCACGUAGCCCGUUAUGCUCUGUGAUAUGCAUGAGGAGUGCACGGCAGUAUUGGGGGACCGGCUCCCUCAGCCAGUCGAUCCACUCUCUGUGCCUCCGUGGUAGCGAACUCUCGGCCUCCCCGACUGUAUGCCUCAGCCUGUAUCCAACCAAAAGGAAGUUGUUAUGCGAUACUGGAAUCAUGCGUUAUCGAAAAUACACUGCAUCUCUGUACUGAAACGAUUUUAUUAUAUCGUAAUGUUUUUCUUCUCUUUUUUCAAUAAUUUGAUGGGAACAGCGUGAACAUGAAUAACUUUGAAUGAUUACUUUUUUAGUUUUCUGCCAGUGUUCGCCGUUAAAUGGACUUCGAAGAAAUUUUGGGAUGGUUCAGCCUGUUCAGUCGAAACAUCUUUUU